Messenger RNA from Maylandia zebra (zebra mbuna), 4689 nucleotides. Its product is annotated as DEXH (Asp-Glu-X-His) box polypeptide 58. Gene Ontology annotation, biological process: cytoplasmic pattern recognition receptor signaling pathway; antiviral innate immune response; negative regulation of RIG-I signaling pathway. The record is from RefSeq and is a predicted model, not a curated record. Gene Ontology annotation, cellular component: cytoplasm. Gene Ontology annotation, molecular function: double-stranded RNA binding; DNA binding; single-stranded RNA binding. NCBI's taxonomy places the organism in Eukaryota, Metazoa, Chordata, Actinopteri, Cichliformes, Cichlidae.
UUAAAACCUCACCAACUUGCAGUGCCUGGUGACAGCGGAAGAGGAAAGAAGCAGAACAACACAGAGCUCUGUCAGCACUGACUGUAUCUGAAAUCUAUGCCAUUCUAAAGUAUUAUUGGACAAAAAGACACUGGAAAAUGUCAGAUUUUGGACUAUAUACCUACCAGCAGGAAGUGGUUGAAAGGGCUCUUAAACGAGAGAACAUCAUAAUAUGGUUACCGACAGGAGGUGGAAAGACCCGCGCUGCAGUGUAUGUGGCCAAAAAACACCUGGAGACCACACCAAAUGCUAAAGUGAUGGUUCUCGUAAACAAGGUUCAUCUUGUUGACCAACACUACAACAAAGAGUUUGAGCCUCACCUGGGUCUACGCUAUGCUGUUAGGAAAGUGAGCGGAGAGAGUGAUGAAAAGGACUUUUUUGGGUUAGUGGUGCAAGAGUCAGAUGUGGUCAUCUGCACAGCACAGAUCUUGUACAAUGCUCUGAUUAACAAGGAGGAAGCAAGACAUGUCGAGCUCUCAGAUAUUACUCUGCUGAUAAUUGAUGAGUGCCACCAUACUCACAAGGAGUCUGUCUACAACAAAGUAAUGAGACUUUAUGUGGAGAAGAAGCUGAAGGGAGAAAAACCACUGCCACAGAUCUUGGGCCUCACAGCAUCUCCAGGAACAGGAGGCGCAAAGGCACUGGACAAGGCUGUGGAGCAUGUACUGGAGAUUUGUGCCAACUUGGAUUCAGCCAUAGUUUCAACUAAACAGUAUGCUCCUGAACUGAAGGAAGUGGUGCCCAGACCCAGAAAAACCUUCAACAUUGUCAACAUGAGAGAUAGAGAUCCUUUUGGUGAUCAUCUGAAGUCAAUGAUGACGAUUAUCCACGGUUACAUGGAUAUUCCUCCAGACUUCAAACUGAGAGAGUGUGGAACACAAGAAUAUGAAGCAGAUGUGGUGGUUCUGGAACAGCGAGGAGUACGAGACAACAACAGACUGCUUGCACAAUGUGCGUUACACCUCAGGCAGUACAAUGAUGCCCUCCUCAUCAAUGACACCUUGAGGAUGAUUGAUGCUUAUCGUUCCCUAGAGGAGUAUUACUCCACAAAGAGCACCAAGGCCAUUGAUGGGACAGACUUCUUCUUGUUGGGACUUUUUGAAGAGAAUCAGGUGGAGCUAAGGAACCUUGCUAUGGAUUCUCGCUUUGAGAACCCAAAGAUGGAUGAACUUCAACGCACUCUGUUACAACAGUUUGGGUCAGGUGUCCCAUCAAGAGGAAUUCUCUUCAGUAAAACUCGCAAAAGCACCCACUGCCUGAAAGACUGGGUCCUCAAAAACAGGGCAUUGAAAGAUGCUGGCAUCAAGGCAGACAUCCUCACUGGUGCUGGUAAUGGCAUCACCUACAUGACACAGAAUGAACAGGCAGAAACAAUCAGGAGUUUCCGUAUGGGUUCUCUGAACCUCCUGAUCUCCACCAGUGUGGCCGAAGAAGGUCUUGAUAUACCUGAAUGCAACCUGGUGGUGCGCUACGGACUCCUUACUAAUGAGAUCGCCCAGCAGCAGGCAAGUGGACGUGCACGAGCAAAAAACAGUCAGUAUGCAGUCGUAGCCCAAGCAGGCGGGCGUGAACAUCGCAGAGAGCGCAUCAAUGAAUAUCUGGAGGAGCUGACUGGUAAAGCCAUUGACCGUGUGCAACGUAUGAGUCACCACGAGUUUUAUUUAAAGUUAAGUGAGCUUCAACAAAAGGCAAUUAUUUCUAGUAAAAUUGAAGAAAGCUGCAAAACGGAGAAGAGGAGGAGUAAUACUGCUUCCAAUAUCCAGUUCUUGUGUCGAAACUGUUUUACCCCUGUGGCUUCUGGCAGUGACAUUCAACUUGUUGACAAUACGCAAUAUGUCAACGUCAGCCCUGACUUUAAGAAUCACUACAAAGUUGCAGAGCGGGUGAUUCUAGAAAGGAGCUUUGAGGACUGGGAGCCUGGGUGUAGAAUCAGAUGCAAAAAAUGCGACAAGGAAUGGGGAUUCGAGAUAAAAUACAAAAAGCAUGUCUUAAUGCCAAAUCUAGCCAUUAAGAACUUUGCCCUGGAAACCCCCAAAGGCAGGAUAACAGUAAAGAAAUGGAAAGAUGUACCUUUCACUGUUGAGGACUUUGACUAUGAAGAGUACUGCCAGGAAAACUUCCCUGACCUCUUUAAAGGGCACUGCGAAAUGGCAGAUUUUGGACUGCAUAACUACCAGCAGGAAGUGGUUGAAAGGGCUCUUAAAGGAGAGAACAUCAUAAUAUGGUUACCGACAGGAGGUGGAAAGACCCGCGCUGCAGUGUAUGUGGCCAAAAAACACCUGGAGACCACACCAAAUGCUAAAGUGAUGGUCCUCGUAAACAAGGUUCAUCUUGUUGACCAACACUACAACAAAGAGUUUGAGCCUCACCUGGGUGGUACCUUCAUUAUUAAGAAAGUCAGUGGAGAGAAUAAGGAAAAGGACUUUUUUGGGUUAGUGGUGAAGCAGUCACAAGUAGUCAUCUGCACAGCGCAGAUCUUGUACAACGCUCUGAUUAACAAAGAGGAAGCAAGACAUGUCGAGCUCUCAGAUAUUACUCUGCUGAUAAUUGAUGAGUGCCACCAUACUCACAAGGAGGAAGCCUACAACAAAGUAAUGAGACUCUAUGUGGAGAAAAAGUUGAAGGGAGAAAAACCACUGCCACAGAUCUUGGGCCUCACAGCAUCCCCAGGGACAGGAGGCGCAAAGGCACUGGAAAAGGCUGUGGAGCAUGUACUGGAGAUUUGUGCCAACUUGGACUCAGUCAUAGUUUCAGCUAAAGAAUAUGCAUCUGAACUGAAGGAAGUGGUGCCCAAACCCAGAAAAAGCUUCAAAAUUGUAAAAGAAAGACUUAAAGAUCCGUUUCGUGAUCAUCUGAUAUCGAUGAUGAACAGCAUCCACAGUCACAUGAACCUUCCCCCAGACUUCAGACUUAAAGAGUGCGGAACACAAGAAUAUGAGGCAGAUGUGGUGAAUCUAGAGCACCGAGGCAUACAGGAGAAAAACAGGCUGCUUGCACAAUGUGCGUUACACCUAAGGCAAUAUAAUGAUGCCCUCCUCAUCAAUGACACCUUACGGAUGAUUGAUGCUUAUCGCUCCUUAGAGGAGUAUUACUCCAAAAAGAGAACCAAUCCCAUUGAUGGGACAGACACCUUCCUGUUGGAACUUUUUGAAGAGAAUCAGGUGGAGCUAAAGAACCUUGCUAUGGAUUCUCGCUUUGAUAACCCAAAGAUGGAUGAACUUCAGAGCACUCUGUUACAACAGUUUGGGUCAGGUGUCCCAUCAAGGGCAAUCAUCUUCAGUAAAACUCGUAAAAGCACCCACUGCCUGAAAGACUGGGUCCUCAAAAACAGGGCAUUGCAGGAAGCUGGCAUCAAGGCAGACAUCUUCAUCGGCGCUGGUAAUGGCAACACCUACAUGACACAGAAUGGACAGGCAGAAACAAUCAGGAAUUUCCGUAUGGGUUCUCUGAACCUCCUGAUCUCUACCAGUGUGGCCGAAGAAGGUCUUGAUAUACCUGAAUGCAACCUGGUGGUGCGCUACGGACUCCUUACUAAUGAGAUCGCCCAGCAGCAGGCCAGUGGACGUGCACGAGCAGAAAACAGUCAGUAUGCAGUCGUAGCCCAAGCAGGCGGGCGUGAAGAUCGUCGAGAGCGCAUCAAUGAAUAUCUGGAGGAGCUGACUGGACAAGCCAUUGACCGUGUGCAAACUAUGACCCCUCAAGACUUUUGCACAAAGAUUACUCAGCUUCAAGAGAUGGUAGUCACUUGCACCAAAAUUGAACAGAGGCGCCAAGCAAAGAAGAGGAGUCGUAACACUGCUUCCAGUAUCCAGCUCUUGUGUCGAAGCUGUUUUACCCCUGUGGCUUCUGGCAGUGACAUCAAGCUAGUUGAGAACAUGUACGUCAACGUCAACCCUGACUUUAAGAAACACUAUACAUUUGGAGACCAACUGACUCUAAAAAGAAGCUUUGAGGACUGGGAGCCUGGGUGUACAAUCGGCUGUAAAAUAUGCAGCGAGAAAUGGGGAUUCGAGAUAAAGUACAAGAAGUGUGCCAUACUGCCAAAUCUAGCCAUUAAGAACUUUGUUCUGGAGAGCCCUGGUCAAGAGCGGCUCCCAGUGAAGAAGUGGAAGGAUGUACCUUUCACUGUUGAGGAGUUCAACUUUAAAGAGUACUGCCAGGAACAUUUCUUGCUCGAUUAAGACAUCAAUAAGAGAGCUCUGUGUGGGUUUUCCUAUUCUCGAGUUUCUUUUCACAGAUUUGCUCCACAGAUGUUAAGUCUUUGUUCUGCGAGCCCUGCGUGCCAAAACCUUUAAUGCACCAAUCAUGCUUGUAAUUAUUUGCAUUUGUUUUGUACAUAGAGUAUUUCCUCAUUCACAUCUCAAGUCAAGUACAGAAGCAAAGAACAUGAACCAUGAGCAUUUGACAUGUCAUUAAGAAAAGAUUCAUUUUACAUGAAUUUUUAGCUAUUUUACAAUUAGUUUAGAUGUAAUAUUACCAAUGUGUGUUUGAAUUAUGUAAGUGGGAGUACAGUGAUCAUCUGACAUUUAUAUAAAUACUUAUCCUAAUGUUAAGAAAUUGUCUACUAAGUCUAAAUCCCUUUUUGUGUGUUUAAUAUGAAUUAAUGUUACAUUAAUUAAUAUCAAAUAAAAUCAGACAUGUCUUUUGAAA